Otolemur garnettii (small-eared galago) is the source of this 2034-nucleotide messenger RNA. RefSeq names its product suppression of tumorigenicity 7 (gene ST7). The transcript has 16 exons. The coding region runs from base 51 to 1784 and encodes 577 amino acids. NCBI's taxonomy places the organism in Eukaryota, Metazoa, Chordata, Mammalia, Primates, Galagidae. The record is from RefSeq and is a predicted model, not a curated record.
UCAUCCCGGCAGACACCGAGAGCCGCGGCAGCAGAGAGCAGCGCUGGAAAAUGGCUGAAGCGGCCACGGGCUUUCUGGAGCAGCUCAAGUCCUGCAUAGUUUGGUCUUGGACGUAUCUCUGGACCGUGUGGUUCUUCAUCGUGCUCUUCCUGGUCUACAUCCUGCGGGUGCCCUUGAAAAUCAACGACAAUCUGAGCACAGUGAGCAUGUUUUUGAACACAUUGACACCGAAGUUCUACGUGGCCCUGACAGGCACUUCCUCACUAAUAUCAGGGCUUAUUUUGAUAUUUGAAUGGUGGUAUUUCCGCAAGUACGGAACUUCAUUCAUUGAACAAGUCUCAGUGAGCCACUUGCGCCCCCUGCUGGGAGGGGUUGAUAACAACUCCUCCAACAAUUCUAACUCUAGUAACGGAGAUUCAGAUUCCAACAGGCAAAGUGUCUCAGAAUGCAAAGUAUGGCGAAAUCCACUCAAUUUAUUUAGGGGUGCCGAGUAUAAUCGGUAUACUUGGGUGACAGGACGAGAACCUCUUACUUACUACGACAUGAAUCUCUCUGCCCAGGACCACCAGACAUUCUUUACUUGUGACUCGGACCAUCUGCGGCCUGCAGAUGCAAUAAUGCAGAAAGCCUGGAGAGAGAGGAACCCCCAAGCUAGGAUUUCUGCAGCUCAUGAAGCCUUGGAGAUAAAUGAAAUCAGGUCCAGAGUUGAAGUUCCCCUAAUUGCUUCCUCUACCAUCUGGGAGAUAAAAUUGUUACCAAAGUGUGCAACUGCUUAUAUUCUCUUGGCUGAAGAGGAAGCAACAACCAUUGCUGAAGCAGAAAAACUAUUUAAGCAGGCCCUGAAGGCUGGCGAUGGCUGUUACCGGCGUUCUCAGCAGCUACAGCACCACGGAUCCCAGUAUGAAGCCCAACAUAGACGAGACACCAAUGUUUUGGUCUACAUCAAAAGAAGGCUAGCGAUGUGUGCCAGAAGACUUGGAAGGACCAGGGAAGCAGUGAAAAUGAUGAGAGAUUUAAUGAAGGAGUUCCCCCUUCUGAGCAUGUUCAAUAUCCAUGAAAACCUUCUGGAAGCCCUUCUGGAACUGCAAGCGUAUGCUGAUGUUCAAGCAGUCCUAGCAAAGUAUGAUGAUAUAAGCUUACCAAAGUCGGCCACCAUAUGCUACACAGCAGCCUUGCUCAAAGCAAGAGCUGUCUCUGACAAAUUCUCUCCUGAGGCUGCAUCUCGACGGGGGCUGAGCACAGCAGAGAUGAAUGCGGUAGAGGCCAUUCACAGAGCUGUGGAAUUCAAUCCUCAUGUGCCAAAAUACCUACUAGAAAUGAAAAGCCUAAUCCUACCCCCAGAACACAUCCUGAAGAGAGGAGACAGUGAAGCAAUAGCGUACGCCUUCUUUCAUCUGGCGCACUGGAAGAGGGUGGAAGGGGCUUUGAAUCUUUUACACUGUACGUGGGAAGGCACUUUUCGAAUGAUCCCUUAUCCCUUGGAAAAGGGGCACCUAUUUUAUCCUUACCCAAUCUGUACAGAAACAGCAGACCGAGAGCUGCUUCCAUCUUUCCACGAAGUCUCAGUUUACCCAAAGAAGGAGCUUCCCUUCUUUAUCCUCUUCACUGCGGGAUUGUGUUCCUUCACAGCCAUGCUGGCCCUCCUGACACACCAGUUCCCGGAACUCAUGGGGGUCUUCGCAAAAGCUUUCCUCAGCACGUUGUUUGCCCCCUUAAACUUUGUCAUGGAGAAAGUGGAGAGUGUCCUCCCGUCCAGUCUGUGGCACCAGCUGACGCGGAUCUGAGGGAAGCCCCUUCCCCAGCUCACCUCACACAGCCGAUGCCACCGUCUCCUCUGUGCCAACUCCUUGUGGACUGCAAGAAAGCAUGACUUUGAAAAAGGGAAGCCAUUCCGGAUUUUAAAAUGUUCAUGGACUGUCUGUUCCAUAUUAAAAGCUGUUUUGUUGUACAAAAUUACUGAUGUUCAGUUCUAUUUUAUUUUGCCUUCAGAAAAGAAGAAAAAAGUAAAAAAUAAACUUUUGUGUAUUGCAGCAA